CCGACCGCCGCUCUGCCCGCCCCGACGCCGGCCGCCUGCUCCGGGCUCGCCGCGGCGGAUGAGCCCCGGCUGCGGAGGUGCUGCUCGAGAGAAGGGGCGAUUUUUUUUUUUUUUUUUUUUUUUUCGUAUUCUCUGCUGGAUUUUAGCCUCUGCGGCUCGUGGCGAGGGAUCCUGUCGUUGAAGGUGCCGGAUUGUUCUUUGAAGGGACACUGCUAGUCUGUGGCUGCAGUUACAGGGGGACGGGGGAGCGGAGCUUAGGGAGCAGCUCGGGUUGCACCGGGGCGUCGUGGGGAGCGGCGACCCCGCAAGCGCGGACGGGAGAGCUCGUCUUUGAGCCUGGCGCGAUGGACUUGGUGCUGCCCCGCCAGAUGCGCGAGGGGAGCAAGGAAGCGAGAGUGAUCUAAGUUUUCUUGGAUUUUCUUGUGUUAGCUUUGCUUUUCGGGCGCGGAGGGGAGGAGGGCGCGGAACGGCUCCCGUCGGGCCCGUCCUCACUUGAGCCCCGCUCCGGGGCCGUGUGCCGGUGCGGGGGGACGGGGGCAGCGCGCGAGGCGAGAGGACAGGCGCUGGGGUUUGCAUGCCCGCAACCGGGGCUCCGUGUGCCCCGCACUCGUGAUCGCGCUUGAAGGCACCGGGAGUUUCUCCGCGUCCGAGCGCGGGUGCGGCGCGGGGGCUCCCCCGCCCCGCGCGUCGCUUUGGGGGAGGCCGGGGAGGGGGGGCCCCUCUCUCGAGGCGGGCUCGCCGGGAUGGAGCUGCGGUCAGAGCUGCCCAGCGUGCCCGCCGCGCCCCCCCCGGUACCCCCCAGCUCGGUGGCGGCCGCGGCGGCUGCGGCCGCGGCCACGCUGCCGGUGAGCGUGGCCGGGAGCUUGCUGCGGGCGCCGCCGCUGCUGCUGCGGGCGGCAGAGAAGUACCCGCGGACACCCAAGUGCGCCCGUUGCCGCAACCACGGGGUGGUGUCGGCGCUGAAGGGCCACAAGCGGUACUGCCGCUGGAAGGACUGCAUGUGCGCCAAGUGCACCCUCAUCGCCGAGCGCCAGCGCGUCAUGGCCGCGCAGGUGGCGCUGCGCCGGCAGCAGGCGCAGGAGGAGAACGAGGCCCGCGAGCUGCAGCUGCUCUACGGCACGGCCGAGGGGCUGGCGCUGGCGGCCGCCAACGGCAUCAUCCCGCCCCGGCCCGCGUACGAGGUGUUCGGCUCCGUCUGCGGCGGGGGCGGCGGCGAGGGAGGCGCCGGCGCCUCAGAGUCCAAGAUGCAGAAGUUCGAGCUGUUCCCCAAGACGCUGCUGCCGAGCCGCGCCGUCACCCCGCAGCAGGCGGGCGGGAAGCCCCUCUCUCCGGACGGCGAGUCCGUGCCCGGUACCUCCUCCCCAGAUGCUCGCCACGGCUCGGGCUCGGAGAACGGAGACGGCGAGUCCUUCCUGAGCUCACCCGUCUCCAAAGGCCCGAAGGAGGGGGAGGAGAGCCCGGGUUCCAUCAGCCCGCUGGGCUCGGACUCGGGUUCGGAGGCGGACAAGGACGAGCAGGACCCGUCGCCCUCGGCCGGCGGCCGGCAGCGGACUCCCAUCGACAUCCUGACGCGCGUCUUCCCGGCGCACAAGCGCAGCGUGCUGGAGCUGGUGCUGCAGGGCUGCGGCGGGGACGUGGUACAGGCCAUCGAGCAGAUCCUCAACAACCGCGGCCCGGAGAAGGGCCCCGAGGAGGGCUGGGCCCGGGACGGCGCCUUGCAGGGCCUGCCGCCCACCCCCGCUGCCGCCGCCGCCCACCACCGGCCCUUGAUCGCCGGCGCCAUGGCCCCGGCCAUCGGCACGCUGGGCAGCCGCUCCGCCUUCUCCCCGCUGCAGCCCAACGCCACGCACUUCGGGGCCGAGGCCGGCGCCUACCCCCUGGGCACCCACCUGGGACUGAACCCCCUGCGCCUCGCCUACUCGGCGCACAGCCGGGGACUGGCCUUCAUGACCCCCUACUCCACGGCCGGGCUCAUGCCCACGCUGGGGUUCCGGCCGCCCGUGGACUAUGCCUUCAGCGACCUGAUGCGGGACCGCUCCGCCGUGCACAAGGAGCAGGUGUACUCCAGCGGGCUCUACGGGCCCAUGGUCAACAACACCCCCGAGAAGCAAUAGCGGCUUCCUAAAGCUCGUCUGUGUAGAGGUAGCUAGGUAGGCACGGGUGGAUGGACACGGGUGGCCUUCUCUCCCCUGUGCAGGUGGUGGUUGCGUGCAGAGCCCGGCGCGGACACACGUUGGUGUAUUAAGGUGAUAAAGGUGCACUUUCAUUGUCCAGACAUGAGUCACUCUUUGUUGCUUAUGGCCAUAAGCAUGGAUAUCCUCAGUGCGUUGUGGGGUGUGCACACACACACACGCUCUUUCCCACACACAUACAUAUAUAUAUAUGUAUACUAGCAAGUGUAUAAUGUUAUAAAAUGGAAAUCUAAGUUAUUAAUGUAACUCGUAGGUGAACUUGGUAUUAACGUUAAGCUAAAGGUUAGACAGCGCAUUGUAAUACUUACCAGGCAUAUAGAUGAAACCUUGUCAAAUUGAAAACCUUUUCCUUCCCGCCCCCAGAAACGUUAUGGUCUGUAUAUAAACAUUGGAAAGUAGAUAUAUUUGUAACUGUCCGUAGGACCCUGGCGCCAAUGGUGUAUGAUGGUUUAAUAAGCCUCCUUCAUUUGUGAUCUGCAAGAAAAUUGCUUUCUUGUUCCGAUGUAGCAAACUUCUUGCUGUUUCUAACAGGUAAUUCUGUGUUUCCAUUUCAUAGAAAUAAAUGUUAUUUUCUAUUAAAAAAAAAUCGGUCUUAUGAAUGGCAAGUGGUAUUUUAUGAGAUGAUGGAAGUGUGUUUUGGGAAAUUCAUUUGACAAGUACAGUCAAUAUUUAAAGGAAUUUAUGCAAAUAGUACAAACAUGUUUACUACAUUUUUAUCAUGGUCAAACUAGAUAUUCUUCAGAUAAAUUUAUAAAUAAAAACGAAGAGUACAAGCAAGAGCAAAUUCCUUAUCAGCUGAAAUUGUCGAAUACCUUUAUUUCUGGUUCUGGUCUUUUUCUUAUUUAUGCCUGGGAAAAAAACCCCAAACCUAUAGAGGUAUAAAUUAAGCAGCAUUUCUCCCUUCGAUAUCUUCCUGGUUUUUGUCAUAUUUAGGAAAUUUGGCAUUGUACAAAGAGAAGCCUGGUUAAAGCGAAUCCCACCUUGCCGACCGCAGGUUGUGUAGCAACGGGAAGGUACUUCCUCCUGGUAUCUGAAAUUUUAUUGUGUAUUUUAGUUGUUUCUGUGUCAAAAUAAGCAAAGGCAUCUAUAAUAAUGACGUUUUUCAGAAUGUAAGGAUGUGCUUGCAGCAGAGAUGGAUGAGUUAAGAUCAGUGUACGGAGUACGUGCAGGGAAGGUUUCUCUGUUUUCGGAGCUGUGCGUCUUUCACCCUCAUCCGAGAGUAAAGGCUGCUUGCCUUUUUGCUGCUUUUUUUCUUUUUUCUUGUUUUUGGCAACGGUGUCAAAAUGCUUUCCAAGAUCAAAAAGUAAGAUGGGCUUUCCUGCCUCUAUUUAUUUCUGCAUUGGGAUGAGCGGGGGGCAGCGGGCGUGCCCCCGUGCAUCCCGAGAGGCGAUCCUGCCGAAGGCCGGAGCGUGACUUUCUUGCCAGUCCUGGGAGUGUUUGGCCCAGGGUAACUAUUACUCACAAAGAACAAGUUCAGUGCGUGGUUGAAUUAAGACUGUAAAAGCUCCUAAAGUUGGUUGGUAUGGAAACCUAAUCCCACCGAACCGCUCCGUGGCACAGCUGGACUGUUUACUUUCUCACUUCAAAUAUAACUGUGUAAACAUUGGCUGCGAGCUGCCAGCGCAGCUCCUACCAACCAGUUAACAUACUGGUGGGGCUGGGAGGACAGGAGUCCCGCCGCAACUAUGGAAGGAAGCUCCUGGGUAAAAUCAAAUUGCAUCAAAAUGCAAUUCUUCUAUCCCGCAUGAGACUGGUCAACUUGGAUACAGUUUUAAGAUUUUCUUAAAAAACAAAAACAAAAACCUGACGAAAAAAGUAAGUAAAUAUUACAGAUUACACCUAGGCAAGUACUUUUGACCCUGAUCCAUCCUGGGAGCAGCCAAAUCAAUAUCACAAGGGAAACUUUAAAAAGUCUCGUGUUCCAAGAGCGGGUGAAACUUAAUAUUACUACAAUAAAACGGUUUAAUAAAGAAGGGCUUUAAUAGUGA
Molecule: messenger RNA, 4180 nt
Organism: Corvus hawaiiensis (hawaiian crow)
Lineage: Eukaryota; Metazoa; Chordata; Aves; Passeriformes; Corvidae
Gene: DMRTA2
Product: DMRT like family A2
Exons: 2
Coding region: 744-2114 (456 amino acids)
Biological process (GO): sex differentiation; regulation of transcription by RNA polymerase II; germ cell development
Cellular component (GO): nucleus
Molecular function (GO): DNA-binding transcription factor activity, RNA polymerase II-specific; RNA polymerase II cis-regulatory region sequence-specific DNA binding; protein binding
Source: RefSeq, a predicted model, not a curated record